This is a messenger RNA of Ixodes scapularis (black-legged tick), 1836 nucleotides long. RefSeq lists its product as uncharacterized. The transcript is spliced from 3 exons. Gene Ontology annotation, molecular function: zinc ion binding; nucleic acid binding. NCBI's taxonomy places the organism in Eukaryota, Metazoa, Arthropoda, Arachnida, Ixodida, Ixodidae. The record is from RefSeq and is a predicted model, not a curated record. The coding region runs from base 1 to 1536 and encodes 511 amino acids.
AUGCCUCUAGCUCUUCGUUGCCGGCCUCGUGUUGACACCCACUACGGCAGAAAACUGGCGCAAGAAUUCAGCCGAAACUGCCUAAAGGCCCGGAUCUUGGACAACAAGCAGAGGAUCAACGACUGUCGGCACCGUGUCGCUGCAGCUGAGAAAUUCCUGCAGAGGAUUCUUCAACCCGAAGACAUGCACCACGUUUUUGGCGCGCGUAAGCAAGCCGAAGAUUUGGAGAAAAUCAAGCUCACGAACAUCCACGACAAGAAAUUAUCACAACUUAUACCCAAGCCCUCUACCAGACCAACUUCAACUUCCGUCUAUAAUCUGUCAUCUAAACAUCUCUCGGACGGUCAUGCACGUCAGUCCGAAGACGCCGAUAAAGAGAAAGCGUCUGCGCGGCCAAGCAACGAGAGUUCCCGUGCAGUCCAAGUCGACGCUACGAAAAAAGAUAAAGUUCCAUUCCGUCGGCGCUCGGACGCCAAAGCAGCUCGUGCAAGCGGAGCCCAAGCCAGAGCAGGGCAUCCCCGUGAGUCAUCGGCCUGUUCGUUUUGCGGUCGCGCGCCUCACGCGCGUUCAGACUGCCCAGCACGGGACUCGCUCUGCAACUACUGCAGAAAGAAGGGACACUUCGCCGAAGUGUGCCGUGCAAAGAAAGUCAAGCAAGGCAAGCUCGGCUCUGUCCAGCUGCACGCUGUGGGAACAUCCGCUAAAGCUAGGUACGUGGACGUCACCGUGAAUAACUACACCGCGGAAUUCAAGGUGGACUCUGGAGCGGAAGUGUCUGCCGUACCGAGUGACUUUCCCAACGUGCCGGCCAAGCUUGACAAGGUGGAAAGCCUGCUGACAGGACCCGGAGGUCAACCGCUGCGUGUUUUGGGGUCGUAUCUGGCACGACUGCAGUGGCAAGGGAGGACAAGCUCUCAGCGGCUCUAUGUGAUCGACUCCCUUUCCGUACCUCUUCUGGGUCUUCCGGCGAUUGAGGCUCUCAAGGUUGUACAAUUCCUAGGUGCUGUGGAUGCUCCCGAGACAACACUACAUGCCGAAUUGUUUCGCGGACUGGGCACACUCAAGGAUGAGUACACCAUUCGCCUGAAGCCAGACGCCGUGCCAUUUUCACUCAGCGCACCUCGUCGGAUUCCCAUCCCGCUGCGAGAGGUCGUCAGGCACGAGUUAGACAAGUUGGAGAGCGACGGAGUGAUUCGUCGCGUCGACAAACCAACCCCAUGGUGCUCCGGACUCGUCGUCGUCCCGAAGCCUACCGGAGCGUAUCGACUCUGCGUUGACCUGACACGGCUCAACGAAGUGGUACUCAGAGAGCGCCACAUCCUGCCGACAGUCGAGCAGGUCCUUGGUCUCCUGGGCGACGCGGCCAUCUUCUCGAAGUUGGACGCCACAGCAAGCUUCCAUCAGGUCAGGCUGGCAGCCGGCUCGCAGGAGCUCACGACCUUCAUCACUCCUCAGCUACCGAGACACCCCGGGAGUGAGCGGUUUCAGCCCAGCCCAGCUUUUGAUGGGGAGGCAGCUGAAGACCCGAGUUCCUAAGCGCGACGAGCAGCUCCGUCCAAACUGGCCAGUGAAAGACAAGGUAGCCAGCAAUGAUUUAGUCUACAAAAGACAACAGGCUGCAGACUACAACCGGCGUCACGCGGCCAGGGACCUGCCGUCACUUCGAACCGGAGAGCAAGUCUGGGUGAGACCUGAUCAAGUGCGCGCUACAGUGUUGAGUCCUGCUCAACGACCACGAAGUUAUAUCGUGGAAACAGAACGGGGUGGUGUUCUUCAGCGAAACCGCCGCCAUCUCGCGCCUUUCGGUGGAGAGGCACAACUACAAGAUCAGCCCGA